AUGGGAUGUUUUUGUUCGAAGCGAAGAGAGAAGAAGGUCGCUAAACGAACAACAUCUGCCUAUCUUGGACUUGCUAUGAUUGAGGCAAAUAAAGCAGCAGCGUUGAUGGUUGGUAAUGCAUGUUCGGAGGAUUUACAACAAGAAAUAGCUGAGCGCUUGAUUCGUAAGGCGAAAAAUGACGGUUGUACAGUAUCGGUGGUUGAUGGGUGCCUAUACAUCGAUUAUAAAUUUGUUGGAUCUUUACCACCUGGAGUACUUUUGUAG
Anisakis simplex (herring worm) is the source of this 264-nucleotide messenger RNA. The record is from the annotation of a GenBank genome assembly. NCBI's taxonomy places the organism in Eukaryota, Metazoa, Nematoda, Chromadorea, Rhabditida, Anisakidae.